ACGGCAUCCCUUUUCAGCUAAUUUUUCUAGUCUCCCACCAGCCUCCACUCUCGGCACCCCCCUCCCCCCACUCUCUACGCUUGGCAAGGCGCAAUCAAUAUAAACAUCACCUGGCCGGCCUUUCAAGAUCACUCCCGCCUGAGACACUCAAUAGGGAGACAGAAUGACUGGCUUGGCAGCGAUGCGGGUGGCGGCGGUGGUGGUGGUUGCGGUGCUGGCGGGGAGCCUGGCGCUGGCCCACCCUCCCACCGAGAGGCUGAAAGCCCUGGCGCAGAAAAUCAUGCAUGAGAGGUUCAUGGCGGAACAGAGGUCAACUCACUGGGGCGUCAACUUGACCACGACGGAAAUAAUCGAGGAAUUCGGCUACCCCGCCGAGAUCCACCACGUGACCACGCCGGACGGCUACAUCCUGGAGCUGCACCGCGUCCCUCACGGUAUCGGCGGCAGCAGCGGUGACCGGCCCGUGGCGCUCCUGCAGCACUGCCUCCUCUGCUCCUCGUCUGACUACAUCAUGAACACGCCGGAAGAGGCCCUCGCGUACGUGCUGGCGGACGCGGGCUACGACGUGUGGAUGCCGAACUUCCGCGGCAACACCUACUCGAGGGCCCACGUUGAGCUGGACCCCGAGAACAUCGACUUCUGGAGCUUCAGCUGGGACGAGAUGGCGAAGUACGACGUGCCCAGUAGCAUCGACUACAUCCUGGCCACGACGGGGCGGGAGGACCUUUACUACGUGGGCUGGAGCAUGGGCACUACCGUCUUCUUUGCCAUGAUGAGCGAGAGGCCAGAGUACAACAGCAAGGUGCGAGCUAUGGCAGGCCUGGCCCCUGUGGCGUACUUGGAUUACGCCAAAGGCCCCCUCUUCGAGCUGGCACCCAUCGCAGGUGACUUGGACACCAUCAUGACCCUGCUGGGCGUGGGCGAGCUCCUCCCCGGCGGUGAGUACAUGGACUACAUCACCGACAAGUUCUGUGACGACAACAGCACCUACGCCGGCGUCUGCUACAACUUCCUCUUCCUGAUCGCCGGACCUGACUCAGAAGAGCUGAACGAGGAGUUCCUGCCCGUCAUACUGGCCCACACCCCCGCCGGUUCCUCCGUCCACACCGUCAACCACUACGCCCAACUUAUUGCGUCAGGGUUGUUCCAGAAGUACGACUAUGGCAUAAUCGGCAACAUGAACCACUACGGCCAGUCCACACCGCCGCUCUACAACCUGAGCGAAGUCACCGUACCGGUCGGCCUCUUUUGGGGACAGACCGACUGGCUGGCCACUCCCGAGGACGUGACUCACCUCGCUGCGGAGCUUCCCAACGUGGCGCUCAACUACAGGAUCGACAAAGACCAGUUCAACCACCUUGACUUUGGCUGGUGCAUUCACACCUACUACUACGUCAACAGUCACGUCCUCAACUUCCUGUCACAGCACUGAGGCGCGGCGACGCUCUAGAAGCAUGGCCACGAGAAGCGAGUAAUCAUUGGCCCGCCGCGUGCAUGGCAAAAAGGGGUAGUAGAAAUAAAGACUUUAUAUCUCAUUUGUUUCAUUUAUAAGUGUAAGCAUGGAGGUAGAGGGAAAGUUAUGGGAUCGGUAUGAAGCGGACCGAUAGGACUGAGCAAGACGCGAAGGAGCGAGAUGCAUAGGAAGGGGAGUGUGUUGGUAAAGUUGGGGCCUUAGGUAUAACUGUGAGUGACCUCGGUGGUCAUCUCCGACGCAUUAGCCCUUGAGCCUGUGGUGGGAAGAACCCAUUACCCCGGGUUACAAGGCCAGUGUGGUAUACCACAGUUUAUCCUCUCCGGGUUUCCCCGGGUACUCAUCUCAAUAUACCAGUCUAAAAAGAGAGGAUGAACAAGUGAGUGAGCUGCACGCAGAGUGCCCGAGUCCGCAUUCGACUCCGGGCUAAUGAAUUCGUAGCUAGGCACGUUAACCACUGCACCGAGGUGUAUAAUGAUAAAAAGGGUGUGUCUGAGCAGGGAAAAAAUUAAAGGUCCUUCCGUUAAGGCCACCCCCUCAAGGGAAAUUCCCGAAAGAAACAAGUCAUCAGCGAUAUAGCUAGCCAGAAUGUUUAGUUAGAAACUUUCGUUUCGUCUACCACACGGUUAAUGUUUUGUCCUCAUAAGAGAAGAAUUCAGGUGCCAGAGACAUCUACCACCUAUCUAUAUAAACACACGUUAAUAUAACUACGUAACAGUAUUACGACCCAAAACAUCCGGUCACUUUAUUCCUUGCCGUCAUAUAACUCCUCCUCCUCCCCGGCACUCAGGGCGGGCCGUGAGGGAAGUGCACAUGUCCGCUGACGCAACACUGGCCUCGCAGGAAAUAUGAAUUAUGUGCGACGCUUUGCGGAACGCCGCGGCUCACGAGGACACCGUUUGGGACACGUGGAACACAGACAAGGAACAUGACUGUCUGUAUUCCUUCGAUACACCCAUGAAGUUGUGCCAGGCAGCGCAUCACGGGUGCGUCUACAUCACAUCGCCACCGGUCCUGAGGCAGCCUAGCACAAGCCGGGCACCACAAGGAGUCACGGGACAGGCGUGAGGCAGGUGCGGUGCUUCGCCUCACCGCUUGGCAGGUCGGAUGGGACCAGUUUUUGCCGCCCGCCUCCGCCGCACGGCGUCCCUGUUGGAGAUUCCCAGCGGCUUGUUAGGUACUGACUUCCCCCAGCCUGAGGGCUCGCUCGGCUGUCCCGGCUGCCGCUGUAUAUAAGGGGUGACGCAGGUGCUGCCACCACACAGCAGCUCCUCACCUCUUAACGAUGGCCCAAGCGACGUGGUGUCUCCUGGUGAUGGCGGUGGCGGCGGCGGUGGUGGCCGUGGAGGCACACCCCUAUUACAGGAAGCCCUACUACUACAGGCCAUCCUACUACAGCCAGCGGGGGAAGCACAGUCAUGCAGGUGACCCCCACGACGCCACCAUUAGCAAGACCCCAUUAAGCACUGGCUCCGUGGACCUGCCCGCCGCAGAAGGAAAGCCUGUAAGCCCCGUCUCUUCCGGUGACCCUGACCUUGACCUAGCCGCCCUCCUCGGGGAGACGGAUGGCCUCUCCGACUCCCCUAGUCUCCCCGCCUCCCCAAGCAACCCCACCAACUUCGACGUAGACAUUCGCGCCCAGCGCUAGCAGGGCAGCAACUGUCAUGCUGACAAUGUCGAUGUUGCUGACCGUCCGCUAUAACACCACCACCACCUGCACAGCGUAAACACACACACACACACACACACACACACACACACACACACACACACACACGAAAAACAAGCAGCUAUGUCAAGUACGCGGCCGACAAUGUUGACAGCGAGCACAGUAACAACUAGAUUUCUUGAUGAUAUUGUCUGAAAACAGUCUGUACGAACAUAAACAUUUUGCCGA
Eriocheir sinensis (Chinese mitten crab) is the source of this 3368-nucleotide messenger RNA. RefSeq names its product lipase 3-like. The transcript is spliced from 11 exons. Gene Ontology annotation, molecular function: hydrolase activity, acting on ester bonds. Gene Ontology annotation, biological process: lipid metabolic process. Lineage: Eukaryota; Metazoa; Arthropoda; Malacostraca; Decapoda; Varunidae. The record is from RefSeq and is a predicted model, not a curated record. The coding region runs from base 164 to 1432 and encodes 422 amino acids.